This is a messenger RNA of Pollicipes pollicipes, 4601 nucleotides long. RefSeq lists its product as uncharacterized. The coding region runs from base 521 to 3667 and encodes 1048 amino acids. The transcript has 2 exons. NCBI's taxonomy places the organism in Eukaryota, Metazoa, Arthropoda, Thecostraca, Pollicipedomorpha, Pollicipedidae. The record is from RefSeq and is a predicted model, not a curated record.
AUAUUAUGGUCAGUUUGACCAACAGAUCGAAUUGGCUGAUGAGGUGGCCAGUGACAAGGUGCAAAAGUGUCAAUACUUGGACCGUUCAGGGUUUAUAGUGACAUUAAAAUUAUGGUGCCCUGCUGGGAUAAAAAGUGACAGCCCAAUCCCUUCCCAUUAUUUUUUGUCUGGAAGUGAUCGAGCACGCCAGCCAUUGGUCGAGAAUAUUACCGCGACUCUCUCGUGAACGAUCAGGAGUCGCGUGUGGGACGUCUUGGUUCAGACCGCUCCUCGGCGUCACCAGGGCGACUGCCACGGGCCGUGGGGCAUAUUACGUGCGGCAUUCGUAAAACUACGCGUACACGCAGCAAAGCUUGCACCAAGAAAAUCAGAUUGGCUGGUACAAAUAUGGCAAGGGAAAUAUAUCUGCAGCCAUUUAAACCCUCAGCUAUCGUUUUUCCUAACGUGACACCCAUGGCCACCGUUGAUACUCCAGAUCCUCUGUACAGUCGAAAAACAUCCUAUCCGGAACAAAAACUAAAUGGGGUUUUACUUUCUGCAGCCGAAUGGAGAAAUUUACGAGUUCCCUCCGAGAAAAGACGCCCUGCUGCAGACUGGCCAGCCUGAAGCGCCCACCACGCGUGGCGAAGACCUUCAGAGUCCACCGGAGAUCAAGGCGGACAGCUCGUCGAACUUGAGCGGCGCUGCUCGGACGGGGAAGCACCAGAUCGACGUGCUGGAGGAAGUGGACAAGUUCAGUCGUGAACUGUCCGCCAUCUUGGGCGAGAGCACGCUCCAGGGCGACGGCGAGGCCCCACGGGAGGGCGGCCGCGGCGGCCUCUGGAACGCCGAUCCCCCGGCCAAGGCUCGGGUACUCUCGGGGGACUUUGAGGACGGCGAACCUGCUCGUGCCACCACCGACGGCCUGCGGCGAGGGCAGGACGAGGCGAUGCUGGAGCUGCUAGAGCCGCACCCCCGUGAUCGGGCGGCCGAGAGCCCCGAGAGCCGGCCGUAUUUCCGUGGUCACUCCACCCGGUCUCCUGAGGAGGCUGCUCGAGAAGUCACACGACAAGAUUCCGUGGAGCAAAUGCUGGACAUUUUUAAAGAGCGCAGUAAACAAGCCUUGCCGUACAAAGAAGUGAGACCAGGCGCUGCGGCCGUUACCGACAGCUGGGAAGACUCUGAAGAUGAGGAGCGAAGAGUUGUCUCGAACAUAUCCGUGCGUGAACAGUUCCACGAGCUGCUGGACGCGCCGGGCAGUGAGGUGAAGACGGUUUCGGUGGUGGACAGUUCGUCGGCGGCCCGCAGCCGACAGGUGGUGAUGGAUCAGCGGUUUGGCUUAGUAGUCAGCAGGUCCGCCACCAAUGAUUGGGAUGAUGAAGAGGAGCGGCCGUCGCCUCCUCGCGUGGAGCACGAGCUGCAGUCUCUCACAGGGGCGUCUCCAGGCGGGGACGGGGUGGACAUGGGGGCGUCGCCUACCCACAUUGUUCACCCUCUUGACCUAGAUGAUUUGGUCGAUCCCGCGGGCCCUGAACGAGAUGUGUCUAUCCGAAAAACGAGUGAAGAGAGACAUGUGGAAAUGGCGCAUCACCAAAGCGCCAGCGCAACCGCGAGAGGUGACGAGAGUGGCGCGAGGAGCUCUAGAGCUUCCCAACAGCGCAGAUUUGGAGAGGAACGAGGAGUGAAGCGCAGCAGGAGCCCGCAUGGGUUUUCGGGCGAAAUCAAAUCGAGGAGAUUGCUGUCACCUCAUAGAAGUACGAGGGAGAGAGGGGAUUGUCAUAGCGCUUCGCGUGGAAGAUCAAGGGACAGAGAGAACGUCCACUCAGCUCGUGUCAGAUCCAGAGACAAGUUUAGCUCCAGUCACUCGCCUCACAGGAAACCAAGAGAAAGAGAGGGCCGACCCCACUCCUCUCAAAGAAGAUCCAGAGACAGAGAGAGGUCCCUUGAAAGUCGAUCGUUGCGGCCUCGUGACAAGUCGCCGAGGCCUCGAAGGCCGCACGACGACGUGCAUAAAGGGCUCGCAAAUCGCCUGCUGGAUCUUACAGGCGGCGCGGGCCCGCGCGCGCGCCCCCGGUCGCUGGAGAACACCACCAGCCCGCAUUCCCGUCACAGCCCGACGCACCGGCAACGCCACCGGGACGAGGUUGGACGGUGUGGCGGCAGGGACGGCCUCGGGAGGACGCGGCCCGACCGCGACGGAUUGGAGAGGGUGCGGCCCGACCGCGACGGCCUGGAGAGGAUGUGGUCCGACCGCGACGGCGUGGAGAGGGUGCGUCCCGACCGUGACGGCUUGGAGAGGGUGCGGUCCGACCGUGACGGCUUGGAGAGGGUGCGGUCCGACUGCGACAGCCCGGAGAGGACGCACCUGGACCGCCACCGGUACGACCAGCCGCUGCCGACACGCGACAGGUCCGCGCACCGAGAUGACCGGCAGCGCCGCCAGCGGUGGGACGGCACGAUCAGGACAGACAAAUACCACUGGAGCAAGAGUGAGGCCGACGACCCGCUGCCCGAUUUCAAGGUUGUUGACGAAGUUGCAGCUUCCGACGAAGAAAAUGUGGUUCAGGUUUCGGAAGAUGUGCCUAGUGAUGACAGCAUAGAUGAAGCAGAAUGCGACAAUACAUACCUGCCACACGAAGACAUUGCAGACAACCCCAUGGAACAAGACGCGUCACAGAAGCGAAAAAUGUUGACUAGAAGGAAACAGAUUAAGGUGAUGCGACAGAUGCAUACUGAUACCUUUACCGACAUACCCAUGCAAACGCCACCAAAAUCCAGAAGUACCAAAUGCCGUGAAAUGUUUUAUGAGGGCGAAGAAGCUCCAAACGUCUCCAGAGUUGUCGUCAUAGCUGACGAAACCAUGCGAAACUUGCAUCUGCACGACAAGUUCGACCAUAGGAUAAGAUUCUACUGUUUACCCAAACGAAGUCUUCGGGAGUUGGUGGAUGUGGCAAACGUCGAACUUUCCAGGAGCCGAAAGCCCGUGUUCCUUCUCAUCUGCGGCGGCGGUGAUGGCGUAUACCAAAACAAGACGGGCGAUAUGAGCCGGUCUUUCGACGUCAUCCGAAGGACGCUGCAGAGUCUGAGCGCGCGCGUCAAGAACCAUUCCCGAAACAGUCGCGUUUCGAUCGCCCGUGUGCCUCCCCGGGUGAGUCGCGGUGACGUGGUCAAAUAUGCCAAACAGGUCAACAUGCUGAUUGACGAGACCAACGCCAAGAAUUGCGUGGACAGUGCCAACUUUACCUGGACUGUGUUCGUCAACCAGGUCUUCCGACAAGACUUCUUUCUGGCUGGGGGUCAGCUGCCGGUGCCUAUGAUCGAAAAGAUGUGGUACGAGCUGGUGCUGGCGGUUGUGUUGCCGAUACUGGACGAAAAGAUCGACGAAGGCAUGGGGGAGGGGCACACGCAGCAGGCGUCGGCUGGCGCUGAGGUCGGGCCAGCGGACAGUGGCGAGACCGAGGCAGUCAGCGGUGUCAUAGAGGAAGAGUCGGUGGGCAGCAGCAGCGGCAGAGCAGGCGACUGCAUCGGACGGAAGAUGACUGGUGGAGCCAAGGCUAAGCCUGUCAUCGACAGCGAAAGCAAGGUGGUCGGCGUUACCAACGAGGACAAGUCUGAGACCGGUGCCAAGGACAGAAGAAAAACGGCCAAAAGUAGCAGUGAGGAAGGACACAUCGGUAGGAGCAAGUGAUAUUCCGAUACGACAGCAAAGACAAAUGCGGCGGUAGUGUCAAGGGCAGCCGAGAAAAUGUGCCAAGUAGAGAAAUUCAGUCAUUCAUAGCAGCGAGGAAGCAUUGGUUACAGUUAGCAAGUAGCUGUGUUUUGCUCUGUGAAAGGGCAGUCAUUGAUGCAGACAUUGGUCUUGAGCUAUAUGCGGUGUCACGUCUCAUGCCUUCCCGUCAUGGUGUCCUUGAAGAUUGGAUGCUUCCGAACAAUUGAGCCCAUCGACCGGAAAAAGAUCUACGGUGGCAUGAACUCUGGACGCCCGGUGACGCCGCCUCGCGGGGGCUUUCAGGGAAACAAUAAAAACAAGAAGAAAUGAGGGGCGGCCGCCUGCUAGCUCUGUCGUGGACUGCGUGAUCGCUCGGUAUAGACUCGGUGACGGCCCGUGCGCCUUGUGUAACCAAGUGAAAUGUAACUCGGAACGAAUUUGUUAGCACCUAUACUGGACAGUUUACAUGAUGCCAUUUCUCAUGUGCGUUGUACAUAAUGGCCUCCGUGCGGCGCCUCGCGUUGGUGCGGCGCCUGGGAGGGUUCGUCGGACACGUCGUCCACCGACGGCGGUUUGGUAGGACCUAUUUUCUCUCGAUUGUUACGGCGAAAAGACUGCGGGGGCAAGUGCGUUGCCGACUUCGAUGAAACCGCAUUUCAUUGUGACGCCGUUUGCGGCAGUAUUUUUUAUACCCGAUAGGUCAUGUGUCAGCGGUUUCGGUUACCGGAGAUACUGCUUGUAAACGCUCUGACCGUGCGGCGGUACAAAUGGUAGCGUCCUUGGUCGUCCCACUUGAAGCAUACGUGAUUGAAGCCGAUUGGACGAAGAAUUCCUCCGGAGGAGACACUGUUUUAACAUCAGCCCACCCGAGACAGUGCGAAGGAGAGUCCAAUAAAUGAACCAUCGAAUCAAC